GCCUGGCUGAUUCCGAUGGUAUCGCCCAUGGAUGUUUGAAAAGAACCUGAUGUAUAGAAGCCCAAGGCGGCCAGAAUCUGGACUUCGGGACUGAUGGCUCUGGACCUCUGUGUGGGUCUACACAGGCACUGCAACACAACAUACAACUCCACCAAAUACAGGAUAAAGUGUCUGGGGAAGCCAAAUUGUGCGAGGAGGAAUUCGUCAGAAACCAAGUCCAGGUUGAAGCGGUCCAGGGUCUUGUGGCCCCGACCAUGCAACAGCUCGUGUCAACAUGGAUAGUGACCUGAGCCUCCAGGAUAAAAAGGACUUGGACAAGUUCAUCAAGUUCUUUGCCUUGAAGACCGUUCAGGUGAUAGUCCAGGCUCGCCUUGGUGAGAAGAUCUGCACUCGCUCUUCGUCAUCUCCUACUGGUUCUGAUUGGUUUAACUUAGCAAUCAAAGACAUCCCAGAGGUGACUCAUGAAGCCAAGAAAGCACUGGCAGGUCAACUCCCAGGCGUAGGACACUCAAUGUGCGUGGAGAUCUCCCUCAAGACCUCAGAGGGGGACUCGAUGGAAUUAGAGACUUGGUGCCUGGAGAUGAAUGAAAAGUGUGAUAAAGACAUAAAAGUGUCAUACACCGUCUACAACCGACUGUCUGUCCUUCUGAAGUCUCUGCUGGCCAUCACCAGAGUAACACCUGCCUAUAAACUUUCCAGAAAACAGGGACAUGACUAUGUCAUAUUAUACAGGAUCUACUUUGGGGAAGUUCAGAUGAGCGGAUUUGGAGAAGGUUUCCAGACGGUGCGUGUUGGUGUUGUGGGCACACCUGUUGGUACCAUCACGCUUUCCUGUGCUUAUCGCACCAACCUGGCUUUUAUGUCCAACAGGCAGUUUGAGCGAUCUGCCCCUAUCAUGGGGAUCAUUGUGGACCACUUUGUGGAUCCUCCCUGUGGUGGCCAGCGAGCUGCAAACAUGGGUCAGCCUUGCAACUACAGACCACCAGAUGAUGAUGAUGAUGGAGUCCAGUUCUCCGGCGUCCAGGAUUCGCAGGAGGUCUGCACGACUUCCUUCUCCACUUCUCCUCCCUCUCAGUGUGUCUGUACACUGAGUCCUUCUCCUUCCAAGCUGUCUAAAGCGCUCCCUCUGGACAGUCCACAGAUCCCAUUGGUUCCUGGACUUGUCACUCACACUCUGUACGCCUCCAGGUUGUGCUACCAGCCUCCUGGAACUCCUGACCUUUGUCGCACUGCUGCCAAUUCAAACCAGACGUUGCAUGCCGGGAAGGAGGAUGGGGUGGUGUUGCAUCCAGCAAAGCCUCACCGUGGUGCGGAUGCCCACCUGACAGUAGAGACGAUCGGCAACACGACUGGGAGCAGCGGCGACGACGACAUCUUGUCCCAUACCGGCGAGGGAAGGAGGAGCGCUUCUCCCUCCGACCCGCUCCAGUCUCUUAACGCGUUCACAAGGAAAGUGGGAGCGUUUGUCAAUAAACCCAACGCACAGCUAACCGCCGCCAUGGACUUGCCGUUUGCCGCGUUUGCUCCCAGAGGUUUGGACUCUGAGGACAACGACCCGAUGGUGCACCCUCCAGACUCUCCCACCUGCAUGUCGCCCCUGCAGGCCAGCCUCCACUCGCAGGACUCCGAGGGCUCGGCGCAGCACGACGACUUCGUCAUGGUGGACUUUCGGCCGGCGUUCUCCAAGGACGACUUGUUGCCCAUGGACCUGGGAACUUUCUACCGGGAGUUCCAAAACCCUCCCCAGCUGGCCAGCCUCUCGCUGCACAUCAGCUCGCAGUCCAUGGCCGACGAUCUGGUAGGUUUCUCCUCGACGUCCUGCUGGACCCAACAUGAAGUUGUUGUUGUUUUCUCCACGCAGGACUCGCUGCCAGAGAAACUGGCCAUCUACGAGAAAAACAUCGAUGAGUUUGACGCUUUUGUGGAUAUGCUGCAGUAGAAGACGGCAACAAGACGUUGGAGUCGGAAACAUUCGACAGACUAAUUAACUUCAGUAACUGGCAAAGAAUGAUGUCAAGUGCGACGGUUAGUGACUGUAAAUAAUAGCAACACUGGUCCUGCUUCAAGUAUUCACUUUUAAACACUCAAAGCCAUUUCAACAUGAAGAGUCUGCUGGCAUGAACAAAAAAACUUGCACACAUGCAUUAUAUGCUGAGUCUAAAGUAAAAACACAAAUAGUUCUCAGCUGGUCUGAGGAUAUCGCUUGCAAACAGCCCAAGACUUAUUUGAAGUGUAUGUAAAGUCUUGUAAAUACACAGCCGCCCUAAAGGAAGUGUGUAGGUCGCUUUCCCCCUCAGUCCCACGCUUGUACACACAAAAACUGCUGUUUGUCGAGUCGUACGUCAAUAUUUUUACACUUCACAUAGCUGCCAAACAUUCAAUCAUUUGUAGGACUUUAAAACCAUUAAAUGUCAGUUCAUGUGAAGCUUGUCAUUAUUUAUUACAAAAGACACAAGGGUAGUUAUUUUCCAUAUAAUAAAUUAUUAGGGGGGGGGGGGGAUAUGUCACCUUUGUG
Nerophis lumbriciformis (worm pipefish) is the source of this 2515-nucleotide messenger RNA. It is a transcript of the gene atg13, whose product is annotated as ATG13 autophagy related 13 homolog (S. cerevisiae). Gene Ontology annotation, cellular component: cytosol; Atg1/ULK1 kinase complex; phagophore assembly site. Gene Ontology annotation, biological process: protein localization to phagophore assembly site; autophagosome assembly; piecemeal microautophagy of the nucleus. Lineage: Eukaryota; Metazoa; Chordata; Actinopteri; Syngnathiformes; Syngnathidae. The record is from RefSeq and is a predicted model, not a curated record.